CGAACCGGUCGAACCCGCUGUGGUCGAACCUCGAAACGCGAAACUCCUCGCAGGCUCGCACCCUCGUCAUCCACUCACUUCCCUUCUUUGGGACGAACUGAAGGAAAGAUUGGAGGACUGCAAGUUGGGAACCAUCCCUCUCGAGGUCCCGCUUUCAACACUGAAAUAUCAGUCCAACUCCCAUUUGCCUCCAGAUUCACGGCUCUGCCGCCUCUGUCUGAAGCGAUUGAACCCGAAGCUCGGUCCGGAGUGAUUGGAUAGAGUUGACCCCUCCGUCCAUGUCGCACCACUAGCUGACAGUCGCAGAGUUGUCCGUAGUUUGGCUCUUGCCAAGCUCCAUCCCCCUCGUCGCCCGUCCGCCAUGUCCACUGCCGCUUCAGCCUCGACCCCCAGUCAUCAUGGCCCCGCCCACCACCCGGAGGUCGAAGAGAACGGGAUGGUGGUGGUCCGGAAGGAGCGGAGUAAUUCAGACUCCUCGUUGGACGAAUGCAUCGAGGCUCAGAGUGAUGAGGAGAUGAAUUACGGACACCUCGAAUUGGAGGGCCGUGCGGCCGAGGAACGAGUGCGCGGUCCGCCUCUUCCUCCUCAGUUAGAGCAACUAACGGUGACCGAGCCAGAACACGUCCACAUCAACCGACCCGUGUCCGGGGCCAGUCGGCUCAUUCCCAAACCGUUUGCCCAACGAAAUUAUUGUGCGCUCUUUGAGAAGUACUUUUUGGUGCCCGUCAAACCCAUUCCACAUCUCCGAGAAAUGGGCUUACGGGGCAAGAUGAAACUCUGGCAAUUCCGGCAUAUCGUGUGGCGAUGUUAUCUUGGGUUGCUAGAUGGGGCCAAGUCCGAUUGGUUGGCGCUCAUGGCCACCCAUCGUUCCAAGUAUCGGGUCCUCAAAACGGACUACACGCAUGAUGAACGCAAUGACCCGUCCCUCCAUCCCGCUUUAAACAAUCCCCUCUCCCAGGAUCAAAACUCCCCUUGGAAUAAGUACUUUGAAGAUUCUCAGCUGAUACAAACCAUUGAGCGGGACGUUCAUCGAACUUCGCCUGAGUAUGCUCUAUUCAAAAACAAAGCCAUUCGGUGCAUGAUGACCAAUAUCUUGUUCAUUUUCGCCAAGCAGCAUCCGAGCAUGAUGUAUCGUCAAGGCAUGCAUGAACUACUGGCCGUUGUUAUAUUAGUCCACAAAAGAGGACACCAAGAGCUGAUGAAUAAUAAUAGUGCUGUGUCCAAAGCUGAGGCAGGGGGGAAAGAGGGCUUGGCUCUUCUGAAAGAGUUCAACAAUCCGAUAUUUUUGGAACACGAUUGUUAUUCAAUGUUUGCCAAAAUCAUGGAAAAAAUGUGGGACUGGUACUACGUCUCGCCCGAGUCGAACCCAUCUGGCUCAAGAAAGCCACGACCUAGGGUCACACUAGACAAUCCAUUCACCGUGGGGGAGUAUGGGAAAGAUACACUCUCUGAAGCUGCCUUACGUCUUCAUAGUCUUUGGACCGACGUGUUACAGGUCCAAGACAAGGAGCUCUACGAUCACCUUACCGCUCUGUCCAUAAUUCCAACCACGUUUGGCUUGAAUUGGACUAAAUUACUCUUUUCCCGACAAUUCAAGGACUACGAGGUGCUCUGGGACUUUAUCUUUUCGACUCAGUGUUCAAGCAUCGAUUACAUUCUCGUUGCAAUGGUCAUAGCCAUUCGAAGCCUAUUACUCAACGGGGACGACUCUCAAUGCAACCAAUUGUUAGUCUCCAAGUACCCAGACAAUGUGGAUGUUCUUUAUGUCAUCGGUUUAGCUCUGCAUCUCCAACAGCCUUCGAUGUUUUCACGUCCGCGCAACCCUAUCCAAGCUAGCAUUCAAAUCAUCCAAAACUUCUCCAAGUUGAUUGAUAACAGCAAAAGCAGGCCCAAAGCAGGGUCGACUGACCAAUUGCGCAGCCGUUCCAUUCCUAGUUUGUCAAAAUUAUCCGAAUCCUCGCCCGACGAGGAUGUUCCCGGUCAGAAGAUGGUUGAUAUCGCUGGAUCCUUGGAGCCUGAGGCGGAGGGUUUUGAGAUUCUAGGGUUUGAACAAUCUCCGACCGCCAUUCUGUCUACCAUGAAGUCUGAUCUGAGGAUUUGGAGAGCAGAUCUGUCGUGCGCUUUGCGAACGCUCAGCCUUACCGUAACCAAUGGACCGCAAGAUCACAAGUUAGAAGUUCAGGCCUUGGAUUCGCUACGAAAUGUGAUACAAGGCGUCAAUCGUGUCAUCGAGAACAUUGAGGGCACACCAGACGUAGUGGGAGCUGAUGCGGCCGAACUGCAGGCCCAAGCCAACAAUCGUGAUGAAUUACCUGCAGAUCAAGUUAAUGACCUCCUUUAGAUAAGGAGUGUCGACCUACCCGGAAGGUCUGGAAUGUUUUGUGCCAAAAGUUUUCACUCCUAAGUGUAAGAAAUGAUACUGCUACAUUGAUCAAUUAGCCAAUGUGCAAGCCUCACCUUUUGGUAAUGAAAUCCAUAGAUAGAUAUAUAUAUAAUUGACUGUGCAGUA
Molecule: messenger RNA, 2509 nt
Organism: Tigriopus californicus
Lineage: Eukaryota; Metazoa; Arthropoda; Copepoda; Harpacticoida; Harpacticidae
Product: TBC1 domain family member 5-like
Exons: 4
Coding region: 362-2341 (659 amino acids)
Biological process (GO): activation of GTPase activity
Molecular function (GO): GTPase activator activity
Source: RefSeq, a predicted model, not a curated record